AUGCAGUAUCUGGAUCUUUUACUAAUUUCAAGGCCAAUUUAUAUUUCGAGCGGCGAUUGUGGAUAUUGUAAGGGCAAAAAGGAUGAUCCUUAUGCAUUGGAAAGCUGGUUUAAGAAUCGCAAUGAACAGGAAAAGAAACCUCUGUCGAUAACAAUUGGAUUUAGCGUAGAACGAAUGUCAUGUAGUACGUACGAUAGUUUAAUGAACAUAGGAUACAGGCGUUCUGGAACAUUUCUCUAUAAGCCAGAUUUGCUAAGAGGAUGCUGUAGAUUGUUCACCAUUAGAACGAAUAUGAAAAGCUUAAAGUUAGGUAAGCAACAAAGACAAACCAUCAAUCGGUUUAUGAGAGCCAUCGGCGGAGGAGAACAGAUUGACGCAGGCACUAAAAAUAAAAAUCUGGCCAAUUAUUCGACUACCACUCAAACAACCGAGUCCAAUCUUAUUCCUGUGGCACUUGAAAACUUGUUCGCUUUGGAAAGGAAUACCAAUGAAGACACAUUCUACACCAGAUUUGGUCCGUCUAAGUUUACGAAGGAAAAGUUUUUGCUAUACAAGAAGUACCAAAUGAGAGUACAUGGUGACAAAGAGGAAGAUGUUAGUGAAGGCUCAUUUAAAAGAUUUCUCUGUGACACUCCUUUUAGCGAUGAAGAAGUGCUCGGAGACGAAGACACAUGGAAUUACUUAAAUCAUUGGAACGAAGGGGACGCAGCAUACGCAAAGAAGAAAAGAAUCGGCCCUACACAUGAGUGCUAUUAUUUUAAGGGAAAAUUAAUUGCUAUUUCUAUUCUUGAUUUCUUACCUUCCGGAGUUUCAUCUAUUUACUUUAUAUGGGACCCGGAUUAUCCUCAGCUAUCAUUAGGAACUCUCUCUGGGCUACGGGAGAUUUACAUGUGUGAAAAGUUGAAUUUGGGAUACUACUAUCUAGGAUACUACGUGGACGACUGCGUGAAGAUGAAGUAUAAGAAGAGAUUCGGUGGAGAAGUUUUGGAUAUAGCGCGAAUGGAAUUUGCUCCCUUCGAUAAAUUGGACCUGAUAUUGAAAGGAGGGAGAUAUUUUACUAUUCAAUCCACAGAAUCUGAAUCGACAGGUGAAGCAAUUAAAGAACUGGCUAUUGACCUUGAUAAGUUUCCUUCUGACUUUUCAAAGUCUAGGUCACAAUCGCCAAUUGUAAACGAUGCAGAAAGGGUUUAUCACCCUAAACUGCCUAUUUUCACCGCUGCUGAGCACUCAACGUCCAAGAUUUGUUCCCAAUAUGGAGUAAAUCUGAAUAGAAAUGCUGAGAUAUACCACAAGAUUCCAGAUGUCGUACCUGGACUCAUUCCUACCCUGCAACUUCUAGCUCAAUUUGAAACUGACAAAAUUUACGAGCAGAGUUUCCUCAUGCUAAGGAAUGGAAUAGUGAUGGUACCGUUUAGUCGGAUGACUGGUGAGGAGAAAAGGAUUAUUGUUGACUGCAUUCGACUUUUAGGUUUAGAAACUACUCUUAGGACAAUCGUACUUUUUUAA
Molecule: messenger RNA, 1506 nt
Organism: Dujonia railenensis
Lineage: Eukaryota; Fungi; Ascomycota; Pichiomycetes; Serinales; Debaryomycetaceae
Source: the annotation of a GenBank genome assembly